AUGUCAACCGAAUUGAUGCCUUCAUCUCGAGCUCGGGCCGCUCUUCACCAAGACCCUGUAGGGAAACUGAUGGAGGAGGUUAAACUCAAGCCUCAAUACCACCCCAUCUUGCGCCCGAACGGCAUGAUUAAUCUUUCCGGGGCUCUUAAUUCACUCAUGACAGAUUGGAUGGCUACAUAUUCUGAGAAAGAGCCAUUGUCUAUGUCUGAGUGCUUGUCAUAUGGUCCGCUUACUGGGUCUCAGGAUCUUCUCGAGGCUGCUGCUGGCUACUUUAACCGCUUCUUCAGCCCCUCUGAGCCUGUCCAUGCCGGGCAUAUCUUAGCAGCUAACGGCGUGACAUCACUCAUGGACAUGGUAGCGUGGACCUUGUGCGAUCCUGGUCAAGGUGUCUUGUACCUGACUCCGAAUUUCUUCAUGCUUAACUAUAACAUGACAGUACGAGCUGGGCUCACCACCAUCCCCGUUUCUACAGUUGACCUGUCCGAUCCCUUUGGCUCCAACGGUCUAUCUGAACUGAUUAGAGCCUUGGACAUAGCCUCUUGCUCAGCCCUCGAAGAUCGAGGAAUAGAGUGUCGCGUUCUAUUUCUCUGCAACCCCACGAAUCCCCAAGGCCGAUGCUAUUCCCCCCAGACGCUCGAGGGUCUGACCUCAUGGUGCGUUGGGAAAAGGAUGCAUCUCGUAGUCGAUGAGAUCUAUGCUAUGUCUACCCUGACAGACAACAAUAACAACGACGACGACGACGCCGACGCCGAUAUUACACCCUUCACUAGCAUCUUAUCUACCAGUAGCCAACAAAAUGUACACUGCCUCUACGGCAUGAGCAAAGACUUCAACAUGGGUGGUCUUCGAAUGGGAUUCCUCGUCACCAGAAACCCAGUCAUCAAGGCCGCCGCCUCACAAGCUGCGUAA
Molecule: messenger RNA, 909 nt
Organism: Fusarium odoratissimum NRRL 54006
Lineage: Eukaryota; Fungi; Ascomycota; Sordariomycetes; Hypocreales; Nectriaceae
Exons: 1
Coding region: 1-909 (302 amino acids)
Biological process (GO): biosynthetic process; amino acid metabolic process
Molecular function (GO): transaminase activity; pyridoxal phosphate binding
Source: RefSeq, a predicted model, not a curated record